UCUGUGGCAGGAAUUCUCCUUGCAAUGGAGGCCUCUGUGCCGCAUGGCCAAGUUCAGGAGCACGCGUCGACGGCUGCUGAAGCGCUCAUGGAGCUCGGAUGUCGCUCCACUUCGUCUGAAGAGGUUGAAGGCGAUUCUGAACGGACAGCCGAACGGGACGUGGAACCCGUGACAGCUCAAGGCGAUGAGGAACGGGCUGGUGAACGGAAUGCUUCACCGACAGCUGAACUGACAGCUGAAGGCGGUGCUGAGCCCAAGAUAGUAGCUCAAGGCGAUCCUGAAUCGAUGGUGGCGAGUUCCACGCUUCACGGCAAAAGUCAAGAUCACUCCCCUGCUUAUGUCGCGGAUGAGUCCCCCAAGGGAGUCGAGGAUGAUGCCGUGUUGCGGGAAGCUGGUGAGGGGGAAAGAAUGGAGCUAGACGUUGGUGACGCUGCUGAGAAAUACGAGAAAGAUUUUACUGAUGAGAAAGAUCGGCGAAGUCUGAAUGUCGCGGAGGGGUCUCGCCAGGACGAGACGCACAUCGCAGGGAACGAGGACGCGACCGAGGAGAGGCGAAGCGACAAGGCGUCAUCCCCUCCCCAGAAAGUCUUGCACGCACAUCAUGUGGGUGAUGACGACCAACCAGCGGAUGACCAUGUCGAGCGCACCGGAGAUCACGAGGAUCGCGUGGCGAAGCGGAUCAUCAGCAGCAGCCCUCUAACUCCUGCGGGAACUCAAACGCCGCAGGCGGCAGAAACCAGAUCGGUGCAGACGCCUGCCACGCAGCCGCCGCAGCACACGCAGUCGGGGCUGACCGUCCCUGGAGUGCCAAUGCAACCCGGCCUUCCGUUACAUGUGCCAGACGGCGCGCUGGUGUCGCUGGUGCCGGCCGCUCCCGAGGACGGGCAGCUGUGGAUCCAGCCGUCGCAAUUCGUGGCGGCGCCGCAAUUCUUCGGCGGAGGGCAAUUUGUGGGCGGAGCGCAAUUGAUGGGGGGAGCGCAACUCGUGAGCGCUCCUGGACUCGGCGGCGGCAUGAUGCAAGCGGGGCCUCUUUCGUUCUUCCGCGCAUCGUCUUUCUCCGCUCCUGUUUCCGCGACGGGCGUUGAGGGAACGUUCGGCGGCGACGGAGACAACGCAACAGCGCGUGGCGUUUCAGGGGAUUUAUUCGGCGGGAACGCGGGCGAUGAGGUGAUCGAAGGCUCGUGGGACGACCUGAUCAUCUGCACUCCCACCGGCGGGUUUCACGGCGGGUUACACGGCGGGCUUCAUGGCGGGAUACACGGGCAGAUGGGCUGGGGGGGGGAGCGAACCAGCCGAGGGGGUCGCCGCACGCAGCUAUGGGAGGGCGACCCGCAGCUCGUGUACCGCCUGCAACAGAGUUACCACGCAGAAGACACCGCUGUGGCAGAUCCGAAAGCCGACCCAACGGUUCUUAUAACCGGCGCUGAGAGCACCCCCGUUCGAGACGACGGGGAAGAGGAGGAUUUGCACGCGGGAACUCGGGAAGCGCGGGAAGCUCGGGAAGCUGCGACGCCCCCAGGGAUGGUACCUGAGACCAGGGAUAUCGCGGAGACGGCUAGAGCGGGGGAUAAUAUUGCGGGGGCACAGUUGCCGCUGCAGGUGAAAGUGGAAUUCCCGACGCCAUCGCCUCGAGGCGGGCUGACCUCUCCUAGUAGCAGGGGCGGGUUGGGCUCUCCUAGCAGGGGCGGGCUGGGGUUCUCGUACCACUCGCCCAUCCCGCUGUGCUCGCCGUCCCCGCUGCGCCUCUGCGCCAUGGAGCUUGGGGACAUGGCGGAGCCGAAUCUGUGGCUGUCGCCGCCUGCCAGCACCAAGUACACGCUUGAGAAGCUUGGGGACUUCCCGCCGUUCUCGCCGCGACUGCCGGCGAUCAUGCGCGGCUACAGCGCAGGGUUGCCGUACCUGGACCCAAGCGCGCACCAGCAGGCCGUCAGGAUGUCGCCGUCUAGGGGAGCGCCGUCGGGAUUCGCCCCGCCGCAAGCCCCGGGCGGACCAAGCGCCGACGCCACAGAAAGCCCGCCAGCCCCCUCCGCCGAUUCCGCCGUUCCGCAAUCCGGUCUUCCAGCGGACGAGAGAGCCGCAGCUGCUACGCGGAAAACGUCGGACGAUCGGGAGCCGACGAACGAUGUGGGUGCGAGGAGGGAGGGCGGGGCGGCGGAAUUGGCGCGGAUGGUCAGCGCGCCGGGGAGCGGAGUGAGAUACGUUGGGAUGCGCGGGCGGUCGCUGUUGCAGCAGUGCCUCAUCAUGGGCGCAGAGCAGCGCGCAAUUCGCGCGACGGCCGGUGGUGGUGGUAGCGGCGAUGGCGGUGGUAGCGCCGAUGUUGCUGGUGGUGCUGCUGCAAGCGAGCGUGGACCCGGUGUUUCUGGUGGUGGCGGUGGUGCUGCUGCACCCGACCGCACUGUCGAAGGGAACGAGAACGAUGAGAGGGGCGAAGAGGACGAGAAUGGCGAGAGGGGCGAGAAAACUGCGAAGACUGGGGAUGCAGAGGGCCGUGCGGCGGGUGUGAGCCCGUCAGUGCUGAAAUGGAGAGCGGCGGAUACUAACGAUCGUGACUUGUGCCCAGACCACCCGAGGAUGGCACUUGACGCGGAUUCGACUGCCGCGCACGCCUCUCCCGUGCGUCCAGCCCGACAGGAUCAGCCUGGGGAAUUGCCCAGUGAUAUUGGUGCUGCGAGCCGCAGCCAUGUGCAAGAGAGCAACGUGGGCAGUGAUACGAGGGUGACUGAGGGAGGACCCUGCACGCAAGUGUAUGGAGGGGAGUCGCAGCAGCACGUUUUGGGAGUGUCGGGCGAGGCUCCGAGCUGUCGCAAAGAGGCUCUUACGAACUGUGGCGAACAUUUGUCGCGGGCGUAUGUUACCACCGGCCGGAGGUCGUUUGUGGUUGGCUCGUUAGGCUCAACCCUUACGGAACGCGUCAAUGUACUUGAACACAAACCAACAACGAGUACAAGCGAUAGCGAGGAUGGCGAGACCGAAACUGCAAAUUCGGACGGAGGCAAUUCCAGCGUCAACAUUCACGCCUCAUCCCAUCUUGACAGCGGAGGCGCGGAUUCGAACGACGAUGGGUCAGGCGUGGUUGAGAAGGACCAGGGCGCGCGGGAGGGAGAGGGGGAGGUGGAAGGGGGAGAGCACAGCGCCUUGGGAGCAGCCGCGGGAUCGAACGGCGCUAAAGGCGGUGGGGACGUGGGCGAAGGUGACAACAGCGGUGGUGACAACAGAGGGGCCUCACAGACUGCGCGAGCUCGGCCGGCGGAAGACGGUAGCCGGGCGUUGGAAAUGCCGGCGGAAGAACAGCCGUCCCUUUCAUUGGGGGGCGCGGAAAGAAGGGGCGCGGAGCGUACGGGUGCGGAACGUACAGGCGCAGAAAGGACCCACAAAAGGGACGCGGGCUUGGUGAAGCCGCAGCCGCGCAGGGCGCUGAGCGGAAACCCCGCGAUUUCCGCGUCCUUCUCGAUUCCCGCAUCCCCCGCUUCCGGCUCCCCCCUUUUGGCGCCACCUGAGCCGAGUGUAUCCCAGUCCGCUGGCAGGGAGCGUCCAGCGGGGCGGGCGCCUGCCCUGCAGCCUGGAGCGCUUGUGCCUCAAUUGCAGCCUGCGGUACAGCCACAUUUGGGGAAACAGCCAAUGAAUGGCGGCCAAGGAGGUUUGGAGUGCGGUAGCCGCACGGCGAGUGGUGGGAGGGAGCCGGUUGGGAGAGAUGCGGCUGAAGGUGACCUGGCGUCAGGCGAAGCACGGGAGAAGCUUCCCAUGGCACGCGAGGGGUCAAAGCGCGCCAAGUCUCAGGAGAUUGGGGGAAGUCGAGGUGAUGAGGGGGGAAGAGGAGAAAGAAGAGGAGGAGGAGGAGGAGGAGGAAGAGGAGGGGUAGGAGGAGGAAGAGGAGGAGGGGUAGGAGGAGGAAGGGGAGGGGUAGGAGGAGGAAGAGGAGGGGUAGGAGGAGGAAGGGGAGGGGUUGAUUUGGGGGAUGGAAGUGGUGUGGGGGGGACUGCAACAGCAGCAGGGAAUGCGUCCAUUGUUCCUUGGCAUCCCAGCAACUCACCCGCAGCUACUAGUGGGGCGGCUUGUAUGGGGUUUCCAGUGUACUCGCCCCAAUUGCCUCCUAUUGGUAGCUACUUCGUUAUGAGCCCUCUGCAGCAGCAUCAUUUGAGCCCAAUGCAGCAGCAGCAGCAGCAGCAGUUUCAAAUCUGCUCCCUGCCGCCACAGCGUCACUUGAGCCCAAUGCAGCAGCAGCAGCAGGUGCAAAUCUGCUCCCUGCCGCCACAGCAUCAAAUGCACGCCAUGGCCCCUCAACACCAAACAUUCGCCCCCCAGCAGCAGCAAUACAUGCAUGCCGUGCCGCCGCAUCCGCACGCACUCCCGCCCCAGCAGCUGCAGCAGCAGUACGUGCAUGCCUUGCCCCAUGGCCCAUCUCCACCCAGGCCCCUGCCGCCUCUCCCCGUGCCUGUUGUCAUCGGUUCGCCCAUUCUCCACGGCUCCCAUCGCCCCCCAGCUUCUCGUGGGAACCAAGGGCAAGCAGUGAUGAUGCAAGGGGCGUCGGCCAUUCCCUUAGCACCAGGCGCCUACCUCCAGCCUGCUGCUUCCACAGGUGGGGUGUCUUCAGGAGGUGGGAGAGAAGGGGGAGGAAGAGGGGAAGGAAGCAGAGCGGAGGGAGGCCAAGGGGAGGGAGGACGAGCGAGUAAGACAUCACGAGGGGUACGAACCCCUUCGCCCCAGUCCUCAGCAAGUGCCUCCUUCCGCCCUUCCCCAGUCCACCCUCCCCCUCCCCCUGUGUACUCCCCGGCUGCUUCCUCCUGGGUGCCGUUUGCCCUGCCCCCUGCUGCCUCUGUUGGUUUGGAAACGGGUAAGCUUCCAAUUUACCCGAUAAAACCUGGGGUGCAGAAGGCUCACGCCAGGAGGAGGGAUGUUCGCCCGGAUGUGUCAGGCGCAGGCGAACAGCAAGUGGAGAGCUUGCAAGAGCAGCAGCAGCGCCAUAUGCAGCAGGUGCAGGAGGUGCUAGCAUACAGGCAAAUGGUCGCAGCUACGAAUAAGCCAAAAACGUGGGGUCAAGGGCACGUGAGAAUGCCAUCAGCAGCAGCAGCAGCAGCACCAGCAGCAGCAGUGCUAGCAGCAGCACCAGCAGCAGCAGUAGCAGCAGCAGCAAAAGCACAAGAAGUGCCACCAGCAGCAACAGGCCCAGUGUCCCUCACUCUGUCUCUACAGAGCAACAGCAGCAGCAGCGGCACCAGAGCUCAGCAACCCCUGGACCCUCAACCGAUUCGCGGCGCACAGCAAGCCCUUGCAGCACAAGCCACUGGCUUGCCACCAACCCUUGGCGCAGCAGCACCAACGCCCGGUGCACAGCCAGCUCUUGCAUCUCAAGCCAUUGGCUUGCGACCAGCCCUCGGCGGCGCAGCAGCACCACCCCCCGGCGCACAGCAAAGUGGUGCAGCAGGGGAGGGGUGGCAGCAGAGGCAGCUGCAGGCCCACGAGUUGAGGCGGCAAAGGGUGCAGAAGAUUCACCAGCAGCAACAGCAGCACCCGCACUCGCCCACUCAGUUCCGGCAGUUGGCUGAUCUGCAGGCGCAGAUUCAUAAGCAGCAGCAGAUGCAGAGCCAGAGGCUGUCAGUGCUGCCACACCAGCAGCAGCACCCCCAGCAGCAGCAGCAGCAGCACCUCCAGCAGCAGGUUCAGCAGGUGCAGCAGCAGCAGCAGCAGCAAGCGCCAAGGCUUAUGCUGGGUGUGAAGCAAGAGAGGGUUGAGCAGGGCGGGAGGGCAGACUCGCACUACCAGCCGCAGGGGAUGGAGCCAGGAAGGAGGGAGACCAGCCUGAGGCUCCUCAAGAGGAAGCGGGCGUUGAAGGAGGUGGUGGGUGGGGCAGGCGCGGCUUUGAGGGCGUGUAACAGUGAAGGGGAGUCAGGAGGCGUGCCUUAUCAGCGGCAGGGGCUUCCUGCUUAUCAGCAGCAGCAGAUGGGGCCGGCUUAUCAGAGCCAGUUGCUACCUUAUCAGCAGCAGCAGUCUACUUAUCAGCAGCAGCAGCAGCAGCAGCAGCCUGCUUAUCAACACCAACCGGAGGUUACAGGCAUGGGAACAGGCACGAGUGUAGGUCCGGAUGGAGGCAUGGGUGCAGGCUCGGCAACAGGGAUGGGAACGGGGAUGGACGUUGGCGGCUAUCCUGCUGACGUCAUGGGGGGAAUGAACCCAGAGGAUGACGUCAUAGACAUGCAUGUGGGGAUAGCAGCGGCGGCUGCGGCAGCAGCAGCACAGGCAGUGGCAGGUGGAGCCGGAGAGGGGGGAGGAGGCGAGGGGGAGAGGGAGCCUCCUGUCAAGUCAAGGUUCAGGGGCGUAAGCCAUCACAGGCUGACUAAGCGGUGGGAAGCCUCUCUCUGGACCAACAAGAAGCAGCUCUACCUGGGAGGCUACGAUGCAGAGGAGAAGGCGGCUCGCGCGUAUGACAUAGCAGCGCUGGCAUGCAAGGGGGCAGAGGCCAUCACCAACUACCCGAAGGAUACCUAUGCGGAUGUUAUUGGGGAGUACCUCGGGAUCUCCUGUGAAGCGCUCAUUGCGAAGCUGCGCAGGGAAAGCUCGGCGUUCUCUAGAGGUCGCUCCAAGUACCGGGGCGUGUCGGGCCAGGAGGGGCGGUGGGAGGCGCGCAUCGGGUCAUACUUUGGGCGGCGGAACGUGUCUCUGGGGGUAUACGAGACGGAGGAGGCGGCGGCGGAGCAGUACGACCGGGCGCUGAUCAUCCAGAAGGGCACGCGGGCCAAGACCAACUUCUGCAUCUCCAAAUACAUUGCAGAGCACCUGCAGCACGGCCAGGAAGGAGCGCUGUUCCCCAGCCAGCAGCCCCAGUCAUCUGGUAGCAGAGCGUGUCUUACCCAGGGAGCAGCAACAGAGAUCCCCCCAGCUGCACCAUCAGCAUCUUCCGCUUACCCGCUGUCAGCUGCGGUGGCAGCUGCUGCUGCAGCAGCAGCAGCAGGAGGAGGAGCAGGAGGAGGAGCAACUGGGGAAGGGCAUGGUGGAGUGCGGUUCGGAGGGGUGAAAAAGGGUCGGAUUACUCCAGGCUUUGAUGCGCUGUACCGCCGGGCGAUGGCGGAGAUAGUAGCCAGCUCCGCUCCCUUCGCUGCGGAGGAGCAGGACAGCAGGCCGGCUGUGGAAGAGUGACUGGCCUGCUGGGCUCUCUGAAACUACUUCUGAGGCGCCUAAAAAGAGUGAGUGGCCUGCUGGGGUCUGAAGUGCGGCCAAGGUGAUUGUCACAUUGCAGUCAAGCCAUGGUUGGCUUCACGGGCAGCCAUGCUUUAAGUUGUGGGCAACCAUGGUUGAUUUUGUUGGCAACUACGGUUUUUGUGAGCAACCAUGGUUGAUUUUGUGGGCAGCUAUGGUUGAUUUUGUGGGCAGACCUGCCUGCUCCCCGUUGGCUUCUGAAGAGCAGGACUACAGGCCGGUUGCGAGAGGGUGCCUGCUGGUGUUAAGGAUGCUGGGCUGGAGCCAUUGCUGCUGGCAUUUAAUUAAUUGGCGGUUUCGUCAUACUGUUCGCCUUUAGUGCUGGGAUGGGAUACUUUUGUCAUGGCAGGAUGGGUAGUUUGAUUGAAGCCUGAUUCUUUUGAU
Molecule: messenger RNA, 7575 nt
Organism: Closterium sp. NIES-67
Lineage: Eukaryota; Viridiplantae; Streptophyta; Zygnematophyceae; Desmidiales; Closteriaceae
Source: the annotation of a GenBank genome assembly